AAGCUGCUAUUCCAUUUGGAAUAUCGUGCUCUGGUCGGAUACGUUGAAGCUGUUACCCCGUUGUUGUAUACCGUGUACUUGGUCAUCCUUUACCAGCUGCCAAACGCCAAGUAUUACACUCAUACACGCAGUCUAACCUCAGAGAAGCUACGAUCUUCAGUGGAAAGUAUUAUCGCAUACGCAGCAGCAGAGAUGUUAUCGCUGAUAUGGCUUCAUUUCGUGGUAAAGCGCAAGCUGGGGUUCUCAUUAUUUUACCAGCUAGCCUUUGUGCUGGAAACUGAGACCGAGCUGCUCCAAGGCCGAUUGUUUGUGUGGAUUGUACUUCUCGUACAGUUCCCUCUCGUGCACUACGGUACGUUUAUUGUGUGGCAUGGAGCAAGGCGGAUAACUGACUGGAUUUCACGUUUCGUUUUGAGUGGAUGA
This is a messenger RNA of Phytophthora sojae, 423 nucleotides long. RefSeq lists its product as hypothetical. The transcript has a single exon. The record is from RefSeq and is a predicted model, not a curated record. NCBI's taxonomy places the organism in Eukaryota, Oomycota, Peronosporomycetes, Peronosporales, Peronosporaceae. The annotation marks the transcript as partial.